AUGAUACCAAAAAAACCAUUGCCGUUCAAUGGUGACUUCUCGUCACCAGACGAGUAUAUCGAUGAGCUUCUUAAGUUCGUUCGAACUUCUGAAACCUUCCAAAUCCUUUGUGGUGGUGUCCAUAUUCUCGACUUCUUCACCAUUGAGCCUGGUCUUUUUCAUUAUGCCAUCCCUAAAGAAUGGCACUCUUUCAUCCUCUCAUGCAGUCUCAUGGAAUUUCUGGACCUCCUCAUGCGCGAUGAUCUGGACAAUCUCAAUUUUGAUGUUCGGAAUCUUUCGCUCGGUCGAUCGUUCACGCCGCCUACAGAGAAACUGCCUGCUCUUCCCCGGUCAGUAGCCAUAGGCAUGAACGUGAAAAAAAACCAUGAAGUCACCAACUUCGCUGAUUACCUCUCUCGACUUUCGGACGACAUCAGAGAGCAGUAUGGAAACGAAAUAUCUCACUACGUUGACUUUGGGAGUGGCCAGAAUUACCUUGGCCGAGCUAUGGCAAGUGAGCCCUACAACCGGCACGUAGUAGCUGUUGAGGGGCGAGAGAACAAUGUCAAUGCAGCAAAAGGUCUUGAUAUGUCCUCUGGACUGGCUGUCAAGCCCAAAGUCAUGAGGAACAAGAAGCUAUGGACAAAGAUCCUGGAAGCACGAGGACCCGAUGCCCAGGACGACCCGGAAGCUUUGGCUAAGGCCAUCCGCGACGUGGCGGGAGACGAAGCCUUUGAGUUCAAACCCGUCAAGGAACUUGAAGGAGAAUAUACUCUGGAAAAGGGAAAGGGAUCUGUUCAGUACAUUUCAGGCCGUUUGGACAGUGGCGAGCUGGGUGAGGUAAUCGCCCAAAUUAACACUGAGAGCGACCCAGAAGCCGAUAAGAAGGACCUGAACUUAAUGGCCAUGUCAAUUCAUUCUUGCGGAAAUCUAUCGCACUUUGGAAUCCGCUCUCUGGUUCUGAACCCAGAUAUCCGGGCUGUGGCCAUCGUUGGAUGCUGCUACAACCUGAUGACGGAGAAACUUGGUCCACCUACAUACAAACAUGCCUUCUUGCGACCGACUCUUCAAGCUGUCAACGGCCGACUUGUUCGGGAAUCAGAUAAGCAUGACCCGCAGGGAUUUCCCAUGAGCCAAAGGUUCUCAACGCAUCAAGGAGACGGUGUGCGACUCAAUAUCACGGCUCGUAUGAUGGCCUGCCAAGCGCCGCAAAACUGGACCGAGAAGGAGAGCGCAGGAUUCUUCUCCCGGCAUUUCUACAGAGCAGUGUUGCAAAAGAUCUUCCUUGACCGGGGCGUGGUAAGAAAGAUCCGGCAUGGAGAUAGCCAAGGGGAACCCCGAGAUGCAGACACUGCACCAUCCGCCCAGGAUGAUAGCGAAAGUCCCUUCGACAUCAGCACCAAUCCUGUUAUCAUUGGGUCGUUGCGGAAGAGUUGCUAUGGAACGUUCAAGUCCUAUGUCCGCGGAGCAGUGGAGAAACUCACAACCAACACUGACUACAAACAGUACACAGAGGUGAUGCAGGAGAAGAUGGGUGGUAUCACAGACGAAGAGAUCGAACAGUAUGAGGCCCAGUAUCUACCGCGAAAGAAGGAGUUGUGCGCUAUUUGGAGUCUCAUGGCUUUCAGCGCCAUGGCGGUCGAAUCGCUCAUCGUGUCGGACCGGUGGACAUUUCUCAAAGAACACGACGAUCUUGUUCGUCACGCGUGGGUCGAAACGGUGUUUGACUAUGGACUGAGUCCAAGAAACCUGGUUGUCGUAGGAGUUAAGCGAUAG
Messenger RNA from Fusarium graminearum PH-1, 1755 nucleotides. RefSeq lists its product as uncharacterized. Bases 1 to 1755 code for a protein of 584 amino acids. Lineage: Eukaryota; Fungi; Ascomycota; Sordariomycetes; Hypocreales; Nectriaceae. The record is from RefSeq and is a predicted model, not a curated record. The transcript has 2 exons.